AUACACUAUAAUAUACUAUAUAGUAUAUAUUAUAUUAUAGCAAAAAACAUAACGAAACAAUUUCCACAUCAUAAUAAACUUCAAAUCAUUAACAAAACAUUAACUCCUGUACAACUAACCCCUAAAAACUUUAUUAAACCAUCAAUAAAACAACAAGCCAAAUUUGUGUAUUCAAUUUGUGAACCAAUAAUUAAUUAUAAAACUUGAUAUAUUAAUUGAUAUGCAUAGCUAUUGUUUUUACAUAAUUCCCAUAAUGUCUACAUUUAGUUAUAUUGACAGUACAGUUGUAACUGAGCUCAACUCACAAAAGACAAUUCUAAAUUCUGGGUCUUAUAUCAUGUAAAUUUAUUUAAUUGCAUCCAUUAUUCAUUAACAGAGCUAUUUCCUUCUCAUCAACUGUUUAUUUUUAUUUAAUAAGUUAAACUAACAUGAUAUAUAUUAUGAGUCCAGGAUAAUAUUAUAGAUUUGAGCAUUGUUGAGCACAAAUAUUAUACUGGAUUUUAUUUUAAUGAGCAACUGUUUUUAUGUAGUUCAAUGGAUGCUCUUUUACGUGGUACAUUAAUACUCAAUCAACAUAAGUAAGACAAUAUUCACAUAACAAUAUAGAUAAUAGACUCUUUAACUAUAUUUCAUAAUUCAUUAUAUUGUGUCCAUGUGUUUAUAUUAUAUAUGUAUAUUGUACAUUAGUUAAUACCUAUAGUAUAAAUCUUUAAAUUUUUAACAAAAUAUAUUAGAAAUUGCAGGGUAUUUGCAUAAUGCAUGCUACUGACAUGUUGAUGAUUACCAUUAUUAAUUGUAUGCACUAUUAAUUGUCACAUCAUGUGAUAGUUUAAAGUAACUUUUAAUACAUUUCAUUCAAACGGUCUACAUAUACCUAAUGUAGUAAAGUAUAUCUACAAUUAUUGGUAGGCAUUGUAGUAUAUACACACCAGAAACAUAAGGAAAUGCAAUUUAAGGUUUAAUUACACACCUUAUUUUAGUAAAAAUAAUAUGUUUUUGGUUACUAUGGAAAUAUUCCAAACAAAUUGUAAAUUUUGAGUUUUUAAAUAUAUUAUACAUUUUAUAUCGGUUUAUUUUACAAAAAUGUUUAUUAUAUAAACAUGUCAAAUAAUGCUUGUGAUGCCAAAAGGCAUAAAACAAAAAAAUUCAGCUUUAAGAGAAAGCCUAAUGAUGGGAAUCAAACUGAACAUGUGGCGAGUGUGAAGGAACUACAGAAACAACCUGAGGCUAGUAAACCAAAACCCUCCACAAAUCAGUCACCAGUUUCCAAAAAACCGACACCAGAAACCAAAAAACCGACACCAGACACCAGAAAACCGACACCAGAAACCAGAAAACAAGUAUCAGAAACCAGACACUAUCCAGAAGAUGAUGAUUUUUGUAAAAACCAAAACGAUCAAACUGAAAUAACUCAAAAUGAUAGUGUUGAAAUGCCUCAAGGAUUUGAAAAUAAAGCAACGCAAACCAGGAUUUGUUGUAUUCAUAAUCAUUGCAAAAGAAAACAGCGGAAACGAAACGGAAAUUUCAUUCAAGACAUGUGGUUUUGUUUAACAAAAUUAUGUAAAUAAAUAAAAAUAAUAGUAGGUAUUUAAAAUUGAAUUUUUUCACUCUAACUUUUUACAUUUCAAUAGGUGCAUAAAUUAAUUAUUGAUUGAAGGAUUCAGUACAGCAUAUAAUUGAAUUUCUUACUCUUGUAAUAUAUAAUACAUAGAAUCUGUAGCUAUGAAAAUGUGCACAUCUAUAUUAUUCUAUUUAUAUUAAUUUAUUGGAUUAUGUACCUACUACUUAGGUUUGUUGAUUGUAAAAUUAUAUUCUUGUAUAAAAUAUGCUUUAGUAUCAAAGAAUUAAUUUUAAUUAUAUAUUGAAAUGCAGAAAGAUUAGAAUAAAAAAGCAUAAAUUUUGCUUAGAUUUAAAUAAAGAUUAUUUUGGAUGGUGAGAAAUUAGUGUUCUCUCUGCAGCAUGUUGACAUGUAGUUAAGUAGCUAUCUAAUGAUGGUAUUAACAAGGCAUAUAAAAUGGUUAUGCCGUUAUGGAGAAUAUUGAAUUUACGAUAUAUUAUUAAAGAAAGUAGUGCUUUUUAAUUAUUAAAUAGGCAGCUCCAAGAAGUGUCGGAGAUCGCUCCACUAAAAUCAUUUAGUUAUUUCAUGAUCCAAAAUUAAUUGAAUCAUACAUUUAACUCGACCAGUUGAAAGUUGGAUGGUAUAUAUUAUGUU
Molecule: messenger RNA, 2212 nt
Organism: Myzus persicae (green peach aphid)
Lineage: Eukaryota; Metazoa; Arthropoda; Insecta; Hemiptera; Aphididae
Exons: 2
Coding region: 1101-1568 (155 amino acids)
Source: RefSeq, a predicted model, not a curated record